GUUUUAAAGCUUAAUUGGUUAAUUCUUACAUUUUUAGGAGGGGGGCAUUCAUUUUAUUUACAUACGGGCCCAAAUUAGUGUAGUUGUGGCACUGGUCAUAUUAUUUUGUUAUGUAAAUUUAAUUUUAUAAAAACCGCGUUUAAGCAUGUUGCCAACCAUUAAAAAAAUCGAGGGAUAGGAGUUAAUCAGGUGGUCUAUGGUUACUGGUUACACUGAAGUCACUGGCCUUGUGAUAAAAAUAAUUUGACGAAAUCAAUUUUCUCUUUUGUUCCCUCUAAUAAACGUCGUUCUUACUUUCUGAGUUACUAUUUAGUAGUUACUGCUUAUUUGUCCACUAUUGAAGUUAAGUUUUAUGAUUAUUUACUAUAAUAAUUAUUAAUGGAUCAAAUCAAAAAUAAUGUGGACUUCGUUUAAACCAGAAUGUUUAAGAUAUCUUAUACGUUCAUCACAGUACGCGACAUGUCGUCGAACAAAAUCCUAUGUGAUAAUCGAUUGUGAUAAAUAAUAUCAAAGUUAGUUUAUUAAAUUAAUUACAAAUUACAUUAUUUUAUGGUUAUUUAUUACUAUAAUUAUGUUUAUCAAAUUUGUGUAAAAGUUAUUAAAGCGUUUAAAAAAUUAAUUUAAAUUUAAUUACUAUGAAGUAUUAUUCACUUUAUUUUAGUUUCUUUACCUAUAAUUUAACUUUGCAUACACUAGUUUGUACCACAAGUGUGUAUUGAAAGUUUUGCCGUUUAGCGGUGUGACCAUGAACGUUCUUGGCUCUAGAACAGCAGCAACAGUCAAUCGUGUACCGGAUAUGGGACAACCAACCAAGCCAUUGACUAAUGGCACACCAGUACCAAAAUCUAUGUUCGAACAUGUCAAAAUUGAACAUAUGGUUGCUGGGUUUUCUGGUGGCGUUGCUUCAACACUCAUACUUCAUCCCCUAGAUUUAUUGAAAAUUCGAUUUGCUGGUAAUUAUUGUAGUGUUUUACAUUAAUUCUAGAUUGAUUUUAAUUUUUAAUAUUUUUCCUAGUCAACGAUGGCAGAAAUGCUAUACCAAGUUAUGCUGGGCUGGGAAAUGCAGUCACUACAAUAUUUCGGCAAGAAGGAAUCAAAGGACUUUAUAAAGGAGUUACACCAAAUGUUUGGGGGUCAGGAAGCGCAUGGGGUUUUUAUUUCCUAUUGUAAGGACUCUUAGUUGUAUUAAUAGGUACAUAAAAUAAAGUAUAUUUAAAAAUAUUGUUUUAUAUUUUCAGUUAUAAUUCAAUUAAAGCUUGGAUUCAAGGUGGUAACACUAAAAAACCUUUAGGUCCAGCAUUACAUAUGACUGCUGCAGCAGAAGCCGGCAUUCUCACAUUAAUCAUGACUAAUCCUGUAUGGGUAGUCAAGACUCGUCUGUGUUUGCAGUUCGAUAAACCUAGUGACCCAAGCAAGUCGUACAGUGGCAUGUGGGAUGCGUUCCGCAAGAUCUAUGGUGCUGAAGGUGUACGAGGCCUGUAUAAGGUAUUCUUACGAUACCUGACAGUUCGAUGAUACAUAAAUUAAAUGAAAACUAUUCAUUGCGUGGGCUAGAUUUUUAUGAUUUUUUUUUUUAUAAAUUCAAUAUAUCUGAAUUGUGAUACACAAAAUAUUUAAGUUUAGAAAAAUACAAAAACCAAAAAUAAGUAGGCAUGGUAGAUAUAAUAAUAUUUUAAUACAAUAUUUCUCAGAGUAAUAAUAAUAAAAAAUUGAAAUUAUUUUGGGCAUUUACUUUAAUAAUUUUAUAAAUUUGAAACAGAAUUGUAUACCGAGAUUAGUUACUAUUUGAAUUUGUGAAUGUAUUUUCUAAUCAAAAUCUAAAAGUAAAUUAAAUUUAUUACUUAAUUCACACGUUUGGAUAGAUGUCGGUUUUAUUAUUUGUGUAUUCUCUAAAGUAGUAAACGACAGAUGAGUAUACUAGAUGCCCUUUCUCAAAAAAGUAGUUGGUCAUGUACAUUAUUGUAGGGAUUUGUUCCGGGUAUGUUUGGCGUAUCUCAUGGUGCCCUGCAGUUCAUGACUUACGAGGAGAUGAAGACUUUUUAUAAUGAAUACAGAAAACUACCAAUCGAUGCUAAACUGGUAAUAAAAAUUUGUAUAAUCAUUUAUAUUUUAUAUUAAUUACAUUGAAUUUUACAGGAAACAUCUGAAUACAUUGUAUUUGCAGCUUUCUCAAAAUUAAUUGCUGCUGGUUUGACAUAUCCAUAUCAAGUAAUUCGUGCUAGACUGCAAGAUCAACAUCGUGAAUACAGAGGCACUUGGCAUUGUGUAACACAAACAUGGAGGUACGAAGGUGCUGGUGGAUUCUAUAAAGGAUUAUCGCCAUAUUUAUUACACGUGCUUCCAAAUAUUUGUCUUGUGCUGUUGAUAUAUGAGAAAUUUACAAAUAACUAAUUUUUUUGUUACUUCAAUAUCAGUUUGAACAUUAAAAAAAAAAAACAAUCAAUCCUGUGUUAGAAUUUGAUUUCAAGUAUUUUUACUUUCUUUAUAAUUAGUAUUUAUAUUUAGUUUUUCUGUUUAUUUUCUUUAUGUUAAAAUUAAAAUCAUUUAUUCCCCAUAUUAUAUAGAUAUAUAUGUAUAUGUAUAUUAUUUAUACAUAUAUAUGUAUAUAAUGCAUUAUUUGUGUAAUGAGUAUAGUUAUAUAUCUUUUUAAUUACAAAAGUUAAUGACGACUGAAUAAGUUAUAUGUUUACAGUACUAUAUUAAUUUGGUUAUUUUUUAUUUGAUUUUAUUGCUUUUGAAAGAUAUUUGCCCCUUUCCUCCAGCAUAAAAUAUUUUUCUUGUAGACAAUAUUAUACUAUGACAAUACUUCUCUUAGUUGUAUGUGUAUUAGUAUAAAUAAUGUAAUAUAUGUUAUAUUUCUUUGUUUUUCAAUAUUUUUGUUUUUUAAAGAUUAAUCCCCUUCAUUUAAAAUUAUUUGACUAAAAAAAUGUUUAUCUUUUUAAAGUUAUGAAAUUGUACGCGAUAAAAUGUCAUUUAAAUUACAUAUCGUAUGACAAAUUAUUAUUAGUAUAAUUUCUGAAAAUUAGUUAUUCAAAUUUUUCCUGUCAUCGCGAUACACUGAUAAUUGCAGUUAAAAUAAACUAAGAUUUUAAUAUUUUAACAUUCCUAUUGAUAUGGUUUACUUUAAAGAAAUAUUUUGUUAAAAUAUAUUCUUGUAUAUCAUGUUCAUUGUUACAAUAAAUAUAAAAUGUAAAUAUAAAUCGCGUGAUUAAUAAGUUUGUAGUUCGUUUUAACAUGUCAUUUAACAGUGUGUUGCGGUGCUGCCAGUAGCAUAACAAAAACAUUGGUAAGCUAUUUUUAGUUAUGAAUAAACUGUAUUGAUUUCAUUAAUUUUUGUUUAUUUUAGGUAUGAACAUAUGAGAGGAUUUUAUAAAGGCAUGGGACCCAAUCUGUUGAAAGUGAUUCCAGCUACUGUUAUUACAUUUUUGAUCUAUGAAAACGUAUCAUCAUAUUUAAUUAAUUUAAAGAGUGUGCUUUAGACUCCAAUUUUCAAAAUUAUUAAUUAGUUUUUCUAUGGGAUUUAUGAUAUGCAUCCAUAUUAUAAGUAAUGCCAAACAGAAAAAAUAGAAGUGUUCAGUACCAAGUACUUAAUAAUGUUAAUGUUUACUAUUAUUAUUUAUUGUCUGUCAGUAAAUGUAAUUCCGAGUAAUACUGCAGUUUCUUACCAGAAUGACAAUUAUUUAUUUUACCUUUAUUCUAAUAAAAAUCCUUGAUUAUUAAAUAUAAUGUAGAAUGCAGAUGAAAAUUAACAAAUAUAUUUGGGCUACAUAUAUUUAUGAAGAUCUGAAAUCUGAACUAAUUUUUUUUGUUUGAUAUUUUAGGUUUUUAUUUUUGUAAUAAUUUAUUAUUAGUCUUGAACUAUAAGUACUCUAGUUUCAUUUUAUAUAUUUUUUUUAGAAAAUUCAAGAUAGCCAUUUUAUAAAUAUAUAUUUUGAUUUUAGUUACAAAUAUUUACUAUUGAUGACUAGUUUAUUUUCUACAUAUUUU
Molecule: messenger RNA, 3987 nt
Organism: Cinara cedri
Lineage: Eukaryota; Metazoa; Arthropoda; Insecta; Hemiptera; Aphididae
Source: the annotation of a GenBank genome assembly